Molecule: messenger RNA, 1038 nt
Organism: Mytilus californianus (California mussel)
Lineage: Eukaryota; Metazoa; Mollusca; Bivalvia; Mytilida; Mytilidae
Exons: 3
Source: RefSeq, a predicted model, not a curated record
UUUGUAGAAAUUGGAGGUUACGAUGGCGAAAACUUUUCCAAUACUUUGUUUUUGGAAAAAGUUCGAAAUUGGGAUGGCUUGCUAGUCGAAGCCAGUCCAUUUUUGUAUGAUAUGAUGUUGACAAAAGACCGGAAGUGCUAUAUGGUGAAUGCUUGUAUAAGUAAAAGUCUGCCAGCAAUGACAUUUGUGUUAGCUGGUGCAAUUACUAGUGCUAAGGAAACACUAACAGAUAGGCAUAGUAAACGCAUAGACAGGGGGAAAAUUACAUAUGCUAAAGAUGAACACUGGGCUCACGCCAAUGACACGGUUAAGGUGAAUUGUUUUUCGUUUCGUAAGCUAAUGAGAACUGUAGGGCGCAAUUAUAUCGAUUACUUUUCUCUAGAUGUAGAAGGUGCAGAAAUGCAUAUCUUAAAUUCAAUUGAAUGGGAAGAUCUAAAUAUUGACGUGUUUAUGAUAGAAACAGAUCAACAUCGUGAUCAAAUAAUGUCUUUGAUGAAGCAAAAAGGAUAUAAAUGGAUACAUAAACUAAGCGGAGAUGACAUCUUUCAAAAAAUUAGAGACGGAGUUCUUAUUGCUUUAUGGUACAGAGGAAGUUGUUCUCAUGUCACUACUCUGGAGGAUCUACUAGCCCAUGUCACUACUCUGACUAAUCUACCAGCUCAUAUCACUACUCUGGAGGAUCUACCAGCUCAUGUCACUACUUUGGAGGAUCUACUAGCUCAUGUCACUACUCUAGAGGAUCUACUAGCUCAUGUCACUACUCUGGAGGAUCUACUUGCUCAUGUCACUACUCUGGAGGAUCUACUUGCUCAUGUCACUACUCUGGGGGAUCUACUAGCUCAUGUCACUACUCUGGAGGAUCUAAUAGCUCAUGUCACUACUCUGGAGGAUCUACUAGCUCAUGUCACUACUCUUGUGGACCUACUAGAUCAUGUCACUACCCCGGCUGAUCUACUAGUUCAUAUCACUACUCUGGAUGAUCUACUAGCUCAUGUCACUACUCUUGAGGAUCUACUAGCUCAUGUCACUGUCAACUGA